Molecule: messenger RNA, 1105 nt
Organism: Penaeus vannamei (Pacific white shrimp)
Lineage: Eukaryota; Metazoa; Arthropoda; Malacostraca; Decapoda; Penaeidae
Source: RefSeq, a predicted model, not a curated record
AUGUCCAUGGGCGCCAGUGAGUCCUGGAAGAAAGGUCGCCGACUGACCUCGCGCCGGAGUAAGGAGUACUUUUCGAACGCGACAAAAUGUAAACAAACAUGGCGGCCUCCCUGUGCAGAAGAAUACCCUCGGUUUCGCGAAAUAUUAUUCUCUCAGGAAACAGGUUUUAAGUCUAGUGCAUCGGGUCACGCUCAGGAUGAAUAUUCUUCGGAGAAGGAAACACAUUUUGGCUUUGAAAACGUGCCUGAGAACCAGAAGAACCAAAAAGUACAUGAAGUUUUUGAGAAUGUAGCAGACAAAUAUGAUGUGAUGAACGACCUCAUGUCACAUCGGAUAUGGAAAGACAUUCAUCGUGACAUUGCCUUCCGCUUCAUCAAACACAUCGAGCAGGCUAAUAGAGGGAGAACAGUUGUGCCGAGUGAAGUCAGUGAAUCAGACCCUGGAGAGAAGGAUAGCCUGAGAUUGCCAUAUGAGGUUGUUGUUUGCGACAUAAGUCAGGGGAUGCUGGAUGUAGGACAGAAGCGAGCAGCAGCGUUGGGAUAUUCCGGACUCUCUUGGAUCUGCGGAGAUGCCCAAAAGCUUCCAUUCCCCGACGAUCACUUUGACUGCUACACCAUAGCGUUUGGAAUAAGGAAUGUCGUGGAUCUGGAAAAGGCUCUGAAUGAAGCAUACCGUGUACUGAAACCUGGCGGGAGGUUCGUCUGCUUGGAGUUCAGUGAAGUUACGAAUCCAGCGGUCAGAUGGAUGUACGACCGGUAUUCCUUCGGCGUGAUUCCGGUGAUGGGGCAGGUAGUCGCAGGAGACUGGAAGAGCUACCAGUACUUGGUAGAGAGCAUACGCAAGUUCCCAGAUCAAGAGACAUUCAAAGAGAUGAUCGAGGAUGCAGGAUUCAGGAGAGUGACCUACGAAAACUUGACCUUUGGGGUAACGGCAAUACACAGUGGUUUCAAAAUUUAGAAAAAGUGGGUACUUAAGUAUUUGAAAAUUAAUGAACGAUUGAGAUAUUUAUUUCUUAUUUUUUUUAUUUUUUAGAUUAGAGUUGAUAACAUCAUCUUCCAAAUGUUGUUGAUUUUGUAAAUAGUUGUAAUAAACAGUUGAAGUUAUA